Chrysemys picta bellii (western painted turtle) is the source of this 1795-nucleotide messenger RNA. RefSeq names its product PR/SET domain 8 (gene PRDM8). Gene Ontology annotation, cellular component: nucleus. Lineage: Eukaryota; Metazoa; Chordata; Testudines; Emydidae. The record is from RefSeq and is a predicted model, not a curated record. Gene Ontology annotation, molecular function: protein binding. Gene Ontology annotation, biological process: oligodendrocyte development; regulation of DNA-templated transcription.
AUUCACCCUGGAGGAAACUGAAUGCCAAGCCCAUCUUACUGUGGGCAAGAGGAUCUUUUGGUUUCUAAAAUGAAAGGAAAAACGACACCAAUAGACCACAGAAUAGCCUAUGACCUGGACAGACACUUGCAAGCCAAAGUCAGGGCCAAGGCUCUUCCUUGCAUUGUAAGACCAAACCCCGUUGGCUGAAUAGUAACAUUUCCGACAGUCCCAGUCCUGUCUCGCUCGUUUUAGAUCCCAAAGUUUAAUAGUUUGUGCAAUUCCACACAGGGCUUUAAAAAUCCAGAGAAUACCUCCCCAGCAAGGGAUCUUUGCUGAAUGAACAAGAGGAGGAAAAAUUCUGCAACUGCACGGGGCUCAAAGCCAGGGAGUGGAUUGUAAAUGCAGCGAGAUACUUGCAAACAGAGCACCCAGGACAGCAGCCCUACCCUUUCCCACUGCCAUGGAAAUACAUUGAUACAAUAGACACUGGGGGGAACACGGAGAGCAGCCCAUCCUUGGCCACUUUCGGGUUUCCUGGCGUUUGGGAUUAUAUUCUGACCUGAUUCCUGUGAUGGAGGACACCGGCGUUCAAAGGGGUAUAUGGGAUGGAGACGCCAAGGCAGUCCAGCAAUGUUUGACGGAUAUUUUCACCAGUGUUUACACCACCUGCGAUAUCCCGGAAAAUGCGAUCUUCGGCCCUUGUGUAUUGAGCCAUACUUCUUUGUAUGACAGCAUCGCUUUCAUAGCGCUUAAAUCCACUGACAAGAGAACCGUCCCUUAUAUAUUCCGGGUGGACACUUCCGCAGCAAAUGGCUCCUCCGAAGGGCUAAUGUGGCUCCGUCUGGUCCAGUCAGCCAGAGAUAAAGAAGAACAGAACCUAGAAGCUUACAUCAAAAAUGGACAAUUGUUUUAUCGGUCCCUUCGCAGGAUUGCCAAAGACGAGGAGUUAUUAGUUUGGUAUGGGAAAGAACUGACGGAAUUACUGUUGCUCACCACCGCCAGAUCCCACAGCAAGAUGAACGGGUCGCCCCCGUACGCUUGCCUGGAGUGCAGCCAGCGUUUCCAGUUCGAGUUCCCCUACGCCGCCCACCUGCGGUUCCGCUGCCCCAAGAGACUGCCCAGCUCGGAGCCCAGCCCCGCCGAGGAGCCGCGCGGCAAGGACAGCGGCAAGGAGCCGGCGGCCAGCCUGGGGCCCGGGCCCAACAAGUACAGCAAGCCCGGCGGGCCGCUCCACCCGCACUACCCCGGCCCCGCCCAGGACAGCAGCAACGCCAAACCCUCCACGGACUUCCACAACCUGGCCCGCGAGCUGGAGAACUCCCGGGCCGGCGGCAGCUCGCCCAGCCGCAGCCCGCACCCCCCGCCCGGCGCGGGCAGCAAAGCCAAGCGGAAAUACCCGGAGGAGCCGGGCGAGGAGCGGGGCCAGGGGGCCGGCAGGGGGCGCCUGCCCUCCUCCCCCAAGGAGGACCUGGUGUGCACCCCGCAGCAGCAGUACCGGCCCGCGGGCAGCUACUUCGGCCUGGAGGAGAGCGGCCGCCUCUUCGGGCCGCCCAGCCCGGAGACGGGCGAGGCCAAGCGCAGCGCCUUCGUGGAGGUGAAGAAAGCCUCGCGCGGGCUGGAGGCCGAGGCGGCGGCGGAGGAGGCGGCGGAGCAGCAGCAGCCGCAGCGCGCCUCGCCCGCCGGCGCCGGGGACCCGCUGCUGGGCGCCCGGCCGGGCGGGCCGCUCUCCGGGGGAAUAUAUAAAUAUACACGGCCAAUUGGCACUCCUAGUCUACCUAUGAUGUCCCGGUGGACUUCUUGCGGUUCGGAAUAG